This is a messenger RNA of Pelobates cultripes (western spadefoot toad), 14779 nucleotides long. NCBI's taxonomy places the organism in Eukaryota, Metazoa, Chordata, Amphibia, Anura, Pelobatidae. The record is from the annotation of a GenBank genome assembly.
CUACUGAUGGGAGUUGGAGUAUCAGAGUAUGUAAUCCAGUUUGUAGCAAGAGAGCAUUUCUACCAUGGUCAAGCAAAAAUUAAAGAGACAGUCCUCCCCUAAAUGGAAACUUCUAUCUGCUCCUAGAAACUUCUAGUCUGUCCUGGAGGCUGCCUCCUCCUCGUACUGCUCAGAAUAGGGGGAGGGGCAGUAAGCUGGCUGUAAAUCUCCGGCCUUGCACAGCCUGUAUGCACAUUGUAUAGACAGACACACGGUUACUGCUGCUGAGAGACUGCCAGCAACUCAAAGAUAUCGUCACAGCUGUAGCGAGACUGCCAGCAAUUCACAGAGACCGUCACAGCUGGAGAGAGACUGCCAGCAACUCAAGGAGACCGUGACACCUAGAGAGAGACUGAUACAAAGAGACAGUUGCACCUGGAGAGACACUACAACACUGUGCAACACACAGAGACAACCGUUGCAGAAAUAAAGUCACACAAUGACUGCAGAAGAGCUCAAGGCGGAGGGACAGCAAACUGGUAAUAUGGAGGGGACAGAUAUCACACCCAAGGAGGAUCAGGGGGUGCUGAAGGUAAGAGGCUUUUUACCUUAAUUGCUAAAGAGAGAGAUGGACUGACAAGGCUUUAAACCUGCAAUAUAACUACAACUCUCCUAAUGUAUUUAUAGUUCUACUACAGCAUGGGUAUUCUGUAUUUUGGGUACCCCUAUUGCACACUGCUUAGGGUUACAUGCAUGGAUCUGCAGGACUGUUACUGACUUCUUUGUAAAAACUGUCAUAUCUUGUGUAUUUAUUGUGUGGGUGAGUGCGGGACACUUUCUAGUGUGCUGGUUUAAUCCCACCACUACAUUGGAAGGGGGUGUGUUUCAGUAUUAAAGAGCUUAAUAUAUAUAUAUAUAUAUAUAUAUAUAUAUAUGUGUGUGUGUCUGUUGUAUUUACCCAUGUAGUGUACCAUCCAAUGGAUAGGUGCUCGCACAAGUGAAUAAAUAUGGAACUGAGUGUAUAGGCCACAACCUGUGCUGAUUAUACCUGCAUACUGUAUAUAUUUACUUGGGCAUUUAUUGCUCCAGCAGAGGAAUCGUGGAUUAAACAAGUGAGUCUAAAAGUGCUAUGCAUUAUCAGAGCAAUGUUUUUUUUGUUUUUUUUUUAUACCUUUUAGUGAAAAUUUACUCACACUGUGUGCAACAAAUAUAUGACAAAAUGUGUUACUCUUUGGUUCACAUGGGGUAUUCUGGUCUGGUUGACUUUCACUGGUCAUCGAUCAAUGUGUUGAUGGCAGUCUGUUUUAUGUGCAGUUCACAUGUAAUCUCUUAGUGUGCUAUCAAAUGUAUGGACUAAAAUACAUAUCAUAAAGGGUUACUCCAGGAGUCUGUGUUUGCAGCACUUUGAAAAGCUGCUCAUAUGGAGUUUAAUCUUUUUGCUGCAGAAGGGGUAACUCCACCUCCAGCAUGAUUGGAAUGUCAUCAGUCAUUCCAGACCUAGAGUUCCGGGCAGGAUAACAUCAAUUCUGUGCAAAUUUCUUUGCACAGAAUGUCAGUCAUUGGCACUCUCAGCCAUUGGAUGGAGACAUGUCACCAGAACAUCGGUAAACCUUGGAGCCCCGCGGCAACUAAGAAGGCUGUAGUGGUUAUGAUGAUCAGAGUAUCCCUUUAAGCAAGAUUGUGGUGUGUGUGUGUGUGUGUGUAUUUUAUUUCAUUUAUUUUGUCAGUUCCAUGAGAUGCGCAUGCUGCUAGAUCAUGUUAAAAUUGAUGUGAGAGUGGAGACAUGAGCUUUGUGGAAUACACACAAUAUAUAUUAUAUUGUAAGCAAUAUAUUUUCUUACUGUUGGGGUAACAAUGCUUGCAUAUUCCAUGCACUUUUAAAUAUACAUCUAUAAGUGUUACAGUGACAGACAAGAGAAACAGUGAAACAGUAGCUCGUUGCACCAUAACCUUUUUCCAGCACCACAAAGAGCAUGGGUUGUAUGGUGCUUAACAUACCACCUCCUUAUAAUGCACUCAGCAUUUAUUUCCAAAUUCUAAGAUUUUUUUGUGUCUUAUGUAUCUGGUUCUUAAUGUGAUUUAUUUAUUAUUUAUUUCAUUUUUUAUUUUUACCACAGAUAAUCAAAAAGGAAGGCACAGGUACUGAGUGCCCGAUGAUUGGAGAUAAAGUUACUGUGCAUUACACUGGCUGGCUGCAGGAUGGAUCCGUUUUUGAUUCAAGUAGGGACAAGAAGGAUAAAUUCUCAUUUGAUCUGGGAAAAGGUAAGCAGCGUUGCUUGUUUUCUUUGAUAGAGAAAAUGAUUAAACAAAUUAAAUAAAAUGAAUAAGGUAGUGCAAGAAAACAAUUGCCAAGUGCAAGUACUAUAACUUUAAAAAUAAAUAAAUAGUGUCACAUAAAUAAGUGCAGCAACCAAAAUAAUACUGAUGAGCUGAUUAAUAAAUAACACAUAUUAAUAAUUUUGAACAUUUUGCCAUUCAUUCCUAUGGGACCAAUUUCGACACAAGAACGACGAUAUUCCUUGAACCAUUCGGCGAAACAUUCCACAAAGUAAUAGCAAUCCAAUCGGGCACAAUCUGCACGUUUCGGUAUAUUACUGUCUAUGUAGUGUAAAAACUGUGGGAGGAGUUAGGGUGGCAAAUUUGGCUAUAAUACGAAUAAUAAUAUAUAUGUGAGAUAACAUUAAGUGGUCUUGCUAUGCAAGAACACUUAAUAAAUUGUGUGCAAAAAAAAAAAUCACAUUCCAAUAUUUUCAUAAAGGUGGUAAUAAAUAAAAAAAGUAACCCCUUAAGGACGGAGCCAAAUUUACACGUUGUGAACAAAACAAAAUGUAAACAAAACCUGGCAUUUGCGCUACAUGUCUGUCCAACCGUAAUUCAACUCUUUCAUAGUAAAUAUAUCAUUUAUAUUUAUAUAUAUAUAUAUAUAUAUAUAUAUAUAUAAUCUCAUUUUAUUCAGGGGGAACAGGGCUUUCAUUUCAUAUCAAAUAUUUGGCUAUGAAACAUAAUUUAAUAUGAAAAAAAUGGGAGAAAAUAAGAUUUUGUUAGAUUUUUUUUUAGUUCUACAUGACAUUUUAACUGUCAAUGUCAUAAUAAGGUUUGCUUUUACUGCAAUAAAAUACACAUAUUUGUAUUCAGCAAAGUCUCACGUGUAAAACAGUACCCCCUAUGUACAGGUUUUAUGGCGUUUUGGGAAGUUACAGGGUCAAAUAUAGCACGUUACAUUUGAAAUUGAAAUUCGCCAGAUUGGUUACGUUGCCUUUGGGAUUUUAUAGUAGCCCAGGAAUGAAAUUUACACCCAUAAUGGCAUACCAUUUGCAAUAGUAGACAACCCAAGGUAUUGCAAAUGGGGUAUGUCCAGUCUUUUUUAGUAGCCAUUUGGUCACAAACACUGGCCAAAGUUAGCGUUAGUAUUUGUUUGUGUGUGAAAAUGCAAAAAAUGCCAAUUUUGGCCAGUGUUUGUGACUAAGUGGCUACUAAAAAAGACUGGACAUACCCCGUUUGCAAUACCUUGGGUUGUCUACUAUUGCAAAUGGUAUGCCAUCAUAGGGGUAAUUUUCAUUCUUGGGCUGCCAUAGGGUCUCAAAGGCACCGUAACCAAUCUGGCGAAUUUUUAUGUGAAAAAAAUGAAACGCAAGCCUUAUAUUUGACGCUGUAACUUUUGAAAACACCAUAAAACCUGUACAUGAGGGGUACUGUUGUACUCGGGAGACUUUGCUGAACACAAAUAUUUGUGAAAGAAUGGGAUGGAAAGACCAGUCACUUAUAGUGAAUGGGAUUCAGUCACAUUCCAAAAAUACCUCCUAGAAUAAACGUUACAAAAAUAUAUGGUAAUAACCUUUAUUAACUAUAAAUAUAUAGGCAAUCUACCCAAAAUAAAUAUACAAAAAAUGUGUGAAAAUGGUGAUGAAGUAAGGGUAAAGAAAAUCUUAAAAGAUACCUGGGACAAUGCUCCUAAACCUCAUACAAGCAUUAUUGUAUACAGAUUGUAGAGUCCACUAUGGUGAAUCAUAUAUAGCUUCAGAGAGGUCAAGGUAAAACCAUAGAAAUCUACAAUAUAUGAACAAAUAUAAAUGAAGGAAGGAGCAAGUGUUUUACACUGAUCCACAUAGAACUGGUAAAAUACACCAUAUAGCGCUAAUAACAGCAAAAUCCAUUGGUAGUGUUGCUGAGAUCGUAGGUGCCUGGUAGUGGGUAAAAUGCCAAUAUAAUAAAGGGACUGUAGUCAUUAUCAGGGGUGCCCCCAAAAAAUACCAGAGUAGCUCAUAUUUAGAAAGCAGAGCCACAAAGGAACGUGGACAGAUACUAGUAAUAUGUAACCGUCCCUGCUAAUAAACCUCUCUGAAAAUAAUUAGUCCCGCUUAGUAAAAGUAGAUGGAAGUUCCAGUAAAAAUAUAAAUCCAAAUCUAAAGUCCAUAUAAAAUGGAACAAAAGCAGUGACUAAGUCACACAGGUAACAUCAAGAGGAGCCCUCUCCAAACUCUAUGACUGGAGAGGACAACAGGAAAUACCCUAGGACACCCUGGACUAACUGUCUAGCCCACAAAUAGGCCAAAUCAAUUAACUGCUACUUCAAGGCAGCCUAACAAUAUCCCUAUAAAUACAUAUCAGCACAUAGUGGAAGAAAAUAAUAAAGGCAUCAGUCACAUCCCGGUAUAAAACAAAAAAAGGAGAAAAUUAAGAAAAGCUUAAUAAAAGUAAAUGCAUCGGCAAAAUGCUCGACGCGCCUUUCAGCGUUUUCAAUACGCCUUUGUCAAGAGCUAAAAAGUAACUGAGCUAGAAGCUGGUUAUAAGGGAGCGUGGCCACUCCCCUCAGAAAUUCCUGCACCAAUCCAUGGGUGUUAUCCAUCAAUUAAUUAGUCAUCAUCUGUGCUGUAUUCUCCUCCUAUAUUGCUAUGUCAAUCAAGUAAAAAGUAGGCGUGGUAAUGUUGCGUUUUGUCCCGUGGGGGGGAGGAGAAUGUGUUCAUUCAUUCUAUACAGUGACACGGAGGUCUUAUUUUAACCGAUACACGGAUACACACUAUGUAUCCAAAUGCCAGUCUCCAAACACAGCUUGUCCCAAACUCUUCAUGAAUAGAUACAUAAAUAUCAAAAAGGUAUCACAGGGUAAGAGAUACGAGUUAAACUCUUAUAUCAUACAUCAUAGAUGUCCUUACAUAGGACAGUGUUCCUCUCUGACCCAAAAUUGAAAAGAAGAGAUAUAUUUGGGCUAAAAAUGUCCCCGCUUAGGAAAUUGACAAAUUACACAAAUGACGGUAGUGAGUGAGCCAGAGUACAUUAUAGUGAUACUCCACUAUAUGGACUGAGGCAUAACAGAUGAAUUAAAAAUGCUAAAAAAAAGAUUCUCAUCAAAUGAUCAAAUGAAAGUUUUAUGAGGGAAUAUUUGUGAUCUCCUCAAUCAAAGCACAUAGACAAAUAGAUGGCCAUUGACAUCCAAAAAAUUAAAUGGAUAAUUAUUAGUAUUUUGAUGGAAAAUUCAAACCGGAAAUAAAGCAAGUAUUCUGAUCCCUCAAUCGAGGGAGCUCAAAGUAAUAUUUUUGUAAUGUUUAUUCUAGGAGGUAUUUUUGGAUUCUGAUUGAAUCCCAUUCACUUUAAGUGACUGGUCUUUCCAUCCCAUUCUUUCAGUUUGCAACUUUUGGAUUUAUUGUGGGGUUAAGCCCCGUAUACCUCCUUAACCUAUUUCUGGGGCUUUGGUGUUGGUUGGUCCAAUACCAUUACCCCUACUCUAUAUUCAGUAAUGAUUCUACUCACCAGAACAAAUCCAAUAAGCUGUAAUUGUUCUGGUGACUACAGUGUCCAUUUAAAGGUACACAAUAUAGUCAUCAGAACAAAUACAACUGUAGUUGUUCUGGUGACUAAUCAUUGCCGUCAGUCUGCAGUAAACACUUUCUUUUUAGAGAAAAUGCAGUGUUUACAUUACAGCCUACGAUACCUCCACUGGCCAUUCCUCAGAUGGCGACUAGAGGUGCUUCCUGUGGCAGUGCUGCGCUAUUCAGUGUCUCCACCCUCUGCAUCUCUAUAAGGAGAUGCUGAUUGGCCAGGGCUGUGUUUUGACUUGUGCUGACUCUGCCUCUGAUCUGCCUCCUUGACAAGCUCAGACAAUCCAAUGUGCAAGCAUAGUAAUUGGCUAAGAACACCACUUCUGAUGAUGUCCACCAAGCAGACAGAUCAGGUGCAGAGCCAGCAGUAGGAGACUGCAUAAAGGUAAGAUUUUGCUAUAUUUAGGUGGGCAAAGGGGGUAGAGGACCUAGAUAGUGGUUUUAACAUUAUAGGGUCAGGAAUUCAUAUUUGUGCUCAAGACCUUAUAUUGUUCCUUUAAAAAAUAUGACGUGCAAUAAAAUAAUUGAUUUAAAGUGCAAUAGUGACAACAAUAUAAAUAUAAUUUCAGUACUUAAUAAAUGCCAAAACACAAAUUCACGUGCCAAAAAAAUUACCCAAAAUAUGUGUAAGUGACUUAAUAGCACUAAAAAAUUCAAACCAAUACACUUGCUCAAUAUUUCUUAUGUUGAUCCCAAGGUCUAUAAACAAAAGCAGAGGUAGUCUUAGUGCAACACUGAUAAAUAGUAAAAGUGAACAGACUGAACAUCUGAAAGUCUGAGAUUAAAGUUGCAAUGUCCGCACCAUAUUCACUACAGUAAGUCCCCCGUUCCCAUCCUAAAAUCUUCUUCUUCUUUUUUUUUUUAUAAUCUGACAUUUAUCUGAGUUAUAUGCUAUUUUAAAGCAGAUAUAUUACUUCCAGGGUCAUUUCAGGUUGUUAAAUCUACUCUACAUGUUUUACAAAAAUAAAAUAUGUGAAAGUAUCAUGGCCCAGCUGCUACCCAAUUUAAUUAAGUUUUGUAUAUGUUUUUGUUUUUAUUUGUACCAGGUCAGGUAAUAAAAGCAUGGGACAUUGCUGUGGCAACCAUGAAGAUUGGGGAAAUUUGUCAGAUUACGUGCAAGCCAGAGUAUGCCUAUGGAGCUGCAGGAAGCCCUCCCAAAAUCCCACCCAAUGCAGUGCUAAUCUUUGAGGUGAGAGACUGAACUCUUCCCUUAUGUCUUAGUCCAUGUGUUAUUUUUUUUCCAUCUUCUGUGUGCCUUGUUCUUGUGUAGACCUUCAGCUUCUGACUGAUAAUUGUUCUUGCCUAUCGUACAUGUUGGCACUCUCCUGAUGUUUAUGUAUUGCUUCAUGUAGGUAUUUCCUAAUCCUAGGGGAUGUAAAGGUUUCUGUGUGUAGUCACUGUAGGUAAAUUCAUGCUCUCUCAGCAGUCUCGGGUGCGUGCUUGCUUGCAUCUUUAAAGUGUUCUGCCUCCAUGUACACAUCACACCUUGUGUAUUCUGGUUCCACAAACACUUUUCCUGUGUCUGUCCGACUUCCUUGUGCAGCCUCCUCUCCUAGGGAUUACAUUUAUAUUUAGAAAAUAUGCGACUGUUGUACCUUACCGUGGAAAUGUGUGUCCACCUCCAUGUGUAUACAUCACUAUAUUUUUCCAUGUCUAGGCACCAUGCUGUCAAAGUAUUUGAAAUCACCCCAUGAUGAAUGGUGUUUGAUCAUUGUUGCUCCGUAAACCAACUCUGCUUAUUCUUUGCCUUCUGCCUCUUGUGUAAACCUACAGAUUGAAUUGUUUGACUUUCAUGGUGAGGACCUUACAGAAGAGGGAGAUGGUGGAAUCAUACGGAGAAUCAGAGUGAAAGGAGAGGGCUAUUCCAAGCCCAAUGAAGGAGCUGUGGUAGAAGGCAAGUCUUGGCACAGGGUAUCCCUACUAGUGCUUUGUAGUAGACCACACCAGGUUGCAGUUUUAACAUUAUGUUGCUUAGGGAUAAUUUAUGUAUCUUGUAUCAUAUGCAAGAUCCAGCAUACUCACUCAUUCACUAAAAUGCAAUUUCAAAGCUUACAGAAUGUUUUAUUUUUUAUUUUUUUAUAUAUAUUUAAACACCCAAACUAUGUAAAAAUAAUGGUGGUUUAGUUACAGCAUAUGAUCAUACAUUUCAUAGGCCAGCCACAAUGCCAAUUUACCCCAUAUUUGGCAUGUCCUAUCCUAGCAACCAGAGAUGAAUCUACUUUCUCGGAAAAUCCUUCCUCUUGGAAUUCUCUGCAGUGAAAUGUAAAAUAGGGCUCUGGAAUGAGGCACCUGUGACAGCGAGAGGUGCAAAACUGGGUAGUUGGCCUUGCCUCCCAAAUAUGUUAAUAUAUGAAACCAAGAGGGCCGCACUAACCUGACCAUGCAUGCAUUAUAAGGGUGCUGCUGGGGCCAAUUCACACAACAUACAAGAUCCAGCACACUUGCUUUAUGUAUCUAACUCUCUAAAUAAAAUGGGUCUAAUGUCCUAAUAGGUACUAAUAGAAGAUAUAAUUAUCUGUGCUAUUCACUGACUUCUCAUAAAGAAGGGUCAGACUGUGCUAUGUUGUCUCAGGAAUACUUUUGCAUACAUGGAAGUGUUACUUAAAAAUGUUCUGACUGCUGUCACUAUUUUGAUUGCUUUUAGUCACCAUAUGAUGUUGUACCAGCACCAAAAGUUGCCUUAAAGAGACACUCUAAACCCCUAAGGCACUUUUAGCUUGCUGACGUUUUUUAUAUGUGAAGAGUGCAUUCUCUUUUAUUUUUCAUUUUGCAAAAAAAAUGCAUAUUUCAAUAGAAAAAUUAACAGCAAAUUAACCUUUGUUACACCCCCUUGACUUUCAAGCAGACAACAGGUCGAUUCUUGGAUAUUUAGCGCAGUAAAACUAAACUCAAGAGGCAGGGAAAUCCCCAGUGCACCUGCAUUGGGAAGUCUUAGAUUGGACAGCCACAGAAAGUUUGUGCUGAGUUAGAAGAGGAGAGCUUGAAAAGGAUUUAGACAACAGAUUGGAAUUGUAGUUCUGUGACCUGGUUUUCUACGUCUUCUAGUCACCUCUUAAGAUUUACACCUUUAUCCACUGUCUGUCAUUGCAGUGAAGAUUCAAGGCUCACACAAUGGUCGUGUUUUUGAUGAGAGGGAGUUGCAGUUUGAGGUGGGCGAAGGAGAGAGUUUUGGAAUCCCCCCAGGUGUGGAGACUGCAGUUCAACAGAUGGAAAAGGGAGAAGAGGCAAUAUUGUAUCUGAAGCCAAAGUGAGUUUGCAGAAUUCACUACAACUUGUGUUUGAAAGAAAAAAAAGUUCAAUAUGUGUGCUUCAUUGUUUGGAGAGCUGUGUGCCAGUGUUUGGGGUUUGAGAAACACCAUAAUAAAGCUGCAGGCUAGGCACCCAUCAUCCAUCAGACACUUUGCUAAUUUGUGAUUAGAGAGGCAUCAGCUCUUCCUUACUGAUGAGCUUGUCUGUACUUCCUUAAUCUCUGGAAUCCCUAUUUCAUUGGAAUCUGUCAGGAGAUAGGUUACCUCGAAUAGUGACCAAAAGCUUGUUUGAGACCUGAGAGCAACUUACCAUAGGCCACCUGUUAGCUUUUGUUUAACUGGAGAACUACAGUUGGACAGCUUGAUAUUAAAUUAUCUAGAAAACUCCCAUGGUUAGGAGGUUUAAAGUGCAUGAAAAUAACAAAACUGUUUGUAAUGCGAUGCUAUAUUUUGUUUUCAUUUCUAGCUAUCAAAAGGAUUUGUAGUUGCCAGAUGAUGUAAUAUGUCACUUUUUCAAUUUCUUUUUUUAAUGCUGUCCAUCGCCUUUCACAGUUACGGAUUUGGCAAUACUAGCUAUGAGAAAUUCCAAGUUCCACCUGGAGCAGACCUUGAAUAUGAAAUAAAACUAAAAAGCUUUGAAAAGGUGUGUUAAGAAGAAAUUGGUCAAAUUGCUUGACCCUUUGUGCUAAUGUUCGUUUCCGUUAUACAGAUGGCCAUUGGAAGCAGAUUUUGUGAUUUAUGUUUCUAGAAAAACAACCGACUGCAAUUCUAAUAUUAAUAUUUCCUAAACAGGCGAAAGAAUCAUGGGAGAUGAAUGCAGAGGAGAAAUUGGAGCAGGGAGGACUGGUGAAGGAACGUGGGACCCAGUAUUUCAAGGUUUGUUGUUGCACAUAUAAUGGCAGCUUGACAAUUCACAAUAGGAGACCAAGCGCCCCCAUCCAAUCACACUUGGGAAGCCUCUAAGCAAUUUCCUCAUUUAAAGAUGGACAGCGCGGUGCUUACCGGCCAUCAUUGAAAACAAAUGGAUCCAGAACCUAAUCUCUGGAUGAGCACUGAUAGAUUAUUUAAAGGAACACUCCAGGCACUUUACCAUUACAGCCCUCUGUACUAGUUGUGGUGCCAGGAGUGCACUGGCAUCCUCUCAAAUUAAAUAGUCUUAUUGUUUAAGAACAGUUUGAGAAUUUGCCUGCAGUUCACCAGGUGCCUGUCACAGACUUCUUCAACUCCACUGUGUUACACACUGCCAUGCAAGCCUAGCUCAUGGACUGAGAAAGUAAGGUGAGAGUGCAGUCAGCCAAUGAGCAUAGGUAAGCACUGCCAGGCUUAGCUAUGUGGUAGAGCUUCUGGCUGUAGAGGAGGCAAGUGGCCCAGCAGACCCCAGGUAAGUUGUCAACUUCUUCUUAAAUAGGUUCAUGUGUUCCUUUAAUUCCUAUAUAUAAAUACUUCAUAAUGUCAAAAAGUUGGUUCUUUGAAGGAAAAAAAAUAUGUAGAGAGAAUACCCUACUGGAAAAUUUAGCUCACACAAACACACUACAAAUAAACACACUGAUGGGGCUGUAGUGGGGGCAUAAGAGGCUGCGUGGAAAGUGGUGGUGGUCAAGUGGAAAAUGCAACUUGUCUGCAACCCCGGUGUGUGCAGACCGCUCCUUACAGCUAGUGCUGGGAAUAUUUCAGAGUGUUGCCAUGGUAAGCUUCGGCAAUGUUCUGAUACAGUACAAGGAAAGAGAACUUAGCCUAGAAGUACAGACCAAGUUGUCCCUCUUCCCUGUCAUCAACCUCAUGACAGUUGUUGUUGUUGUUGUUUUUUUUUGUUGUUUUUUUUGUAUUUAUUACUAAAUGGUAUAUAUACUUAAAAGUGUACCUUUCCAAUAUGUUUAAAAAUAUUCAAUUUAGUCUCUGUUUUUUUUUGUUUUUUUUCCACUAAAGAGUUUAUGCCAGCCAAUACUUGAAAUGCAAGUACAGACCUCCCACUCACACAAUUAAUUUGAAGUAAAGUAAUCUGUCAGAAGGUGUUUCACAAGUGGUUACUAGUAGAGUGUUUGAUCCGAUCUAUAAGUUAUUGAAACAUUUUUCUUGUUUGGAGUAUUUAUUUUUUUUACAUUAAUUUUCUCAUUACAAAUGUUCUGUUUUUCAGGCUGGACGGUAUCGCCAGGCUAUUAUCCAAUACAAGAAGAUCAUUAGUUGGUUGGAACACGAGUCUGGACUUCAGCAAGAAGAGAGUGAUAAGGCAAAGGCCCUUCUACUGGCUGCCUCACUUAACUUAGCUGCAUGUUACCUUAAAUUAGGGGAGCAUCGAGGUGCUCUGGAACACUGCAACAAGGUAAGAAUAUAUGUAAGAAUGCCACUGUGAUGUGGGAGAAAUGAGGAGUGGCACAUGGUAAUGAUAGUUAGUCAAAAUACGCAACCAGAAUAUAAAAUAUUAUAAGGAUAUAAUAUUACAGAAAUAAACAAACAAAAAUCUGAUGUCUCCAAUAUCAGGCAUUAGAAAUGGAUCCCAACAAUGAGAAAGGUCUCUUCCGACGGGGUGAGGCUUACUUUGGGAUAAAUGAGCCAGAGCUUGCAAAGGAUGACUUUUCAAAAGUGGUGCAACUAUAUCCGGGCAACAAAGCAGCACGAGCUCACAUUGCGCAGUGUCAGGUUCGCAUUCGACAGCAGCAAGAAAGAGAGCGAAAGAUCUAUGCCAACAUGUUUCAGAGGUUGGCAGAAAAAGAGAACAAGGUGAGAGUAACUGGCUAUUGCUAGUGGUGUGAUUUUAGUUGACAAACUUUACAUCAGAUAAUCAUGUGCUAGAAAUGUUUUUUUUUUUUUCUUUUGUUGUUGAAAACUUUAAGGACCUGCUUUUAAAACUACAGAUCAUCAGUGGUUUUAUUAUUUCUUGAAGUUAAUGGUUAUAUCUUCUGCCGUGGCCUACCAAUCCUUAUUAACAAUGUAUGGCUGUCAUUGUCUUAAAACUGGAGACUUGUAGGGGUUUACAUUAAAAAACAAAAACAUUGAUUCAUUUGACAGGGUAAUUUACUAAACACAGAAUAUUGUCUGACAAAUCCGUGUACCAUCUCCUGUCUCAGUUUUUUUGGUUUAUCUAGGGGUGUAAAAGAGAAAAGAUAGAGGGAAGAUGAGGGGGGAGACAUCUGUGGGCGAGAAGCUGGGAUCUCAGGUACAGGGUGCUCUGAUUAUGCAGCUUUUUUUUCUCUCGAUGAUCAAACCACACACUCAAAGUACUGGUUUUUAACCUUCUCCAGCAGGAUGCACAUUGCAAAUUAUCAUUCAAUAUCAAAACGUAUAUCCAAUUAAAAAAUGAGUUGUGCAUAAAUACAUGCAUGUACAUCAUAGUCAAUAUAUUGUACAUACCUCAUCUUUUUAUUUUUUAAUAUGUAUCUUUUUUUAUUUAUUAUCUUUUAAUCAACACUAAUUGUGUUAAUAGUCAAAUAAAGUUUACACCCUUUAAAUAGGGCAUUGUUUCACUGAGGUGACAGCUUGACAAAGGCAUCUGUGAAGGACGAAACGUUGCGAAUUCAGUAAUCAAUAAAUCUGCCUCCUUGAGUGCCUGGACCUACUUUCUACUGUUAUCUACUAAAUUGGGUUUUGCCAACCUGGUCUUUGAUGCCCCUGGUUUUCACUGUGAGAGCGGUAUCUUUUGUUUGAAUCAACAAUGUCACGAUUAGACAUUUGACAAAAUAUGCAGUGAUGGCUGAAUGUGACAUAGCUGCUUUAAUUGCAGUUUGUGAGCUCCGCAUUUAAUUCAAAAUAAUUUGCUCAUAUUUUAUUCAUUUAUUUUGUAGAAACACAAAUAAGCUGCCAUCUUUUUGGAACUACAACAAAAAAAAGUAAUCAAUUUUGUGUGUUUGGUUUUCCGCAUUAAAGGGAAACUUCCGUCACUAAAACGACUUUAGCUUAAGGAAGCUGUUUUGGAGUAUAGAUCAUGCCCCUGCAAUCACACAGCUAAACUCACUGCCAUUUAGGAGAAUCAAUUUUUGUUUCUGUUUAUGCAGGUCUAGUCACAUCUCCCCAGGCUGUGACUGACACAGCCUGCAUGAAAACAAAAUGGUUUCAUUUUUAAUCAUCUACAUAAACAAAGUGAUUUAAGUACUGCAGUUUAACCCCCUGCUUUAACAAUGCUAAAGUUAACAUAAGUAAGCUACAAUAUGCUGGAGGAUCUGCACAUGGUGUGACCCCUUUUAGUUCUGACCUCUGUCACACGUGUGGUUUGUCAUUGGGCAAGCAUUAACAUGAUGGGGCAGACUUCCUCCCCCACGUUCCCCUUAACAUUAGGCCUUUUCUCCUUUGUUACAUUUUCACAUUCUUCUCUCUGGUAACUUAAACAUGUUUCCUUAAUCAAAAAUAGAAUUUAAUGGACUGUGACUUUGUAGCAUAACUAUUAAUAGAACAAUGUACAUCCUAUCCAAAGGACAUACCCGUUUUGACACAAACUUCAAUUUGAGAAGCCCAAUCACUGGCACCACCAAAUAGGUCUAAUGCACUCUAUCUUUUCUCCAGGAGGAACCUGCAGCUGUUUCUCAGGACAAAGUGGUACAGAGUGAUGUAGAAAUGAGUGAAGCGACAACUUCCAGUGAGAACCCUGAACAGAAAGAAGAAGCAGCAGAGAGUAUGGCCACUGAUGCAUAGAAAAGAUUGAACUUCUCCCUUUUAUAUUACGAGAUGGAAAGCUUGCAAUAUUUUCAGGGAUAGAUGGGACACUGUUAUGGGGUAUGAGUACCUUGUGCUUUCAGACCCUAGUUGCACAGUUUGUGGUGGCAACGUUCUGGAUUUUUAUUUUCAUUCCAGCCUCUUCACACAUUGUGUCUUGGGAUUAAUCUUCUGACAGAGGACAGAACCAUUCUCAUUUGUCGUUUGGCAAGCAUUACCAGAUUCCCACUGGUCCUCCUCUCUGAAAUCUGCAGGUUGUGGUAUGCUAUUCUGCUAUUACUCUUCAGUACACAAAUUCCUGGGGCACUUAUUGUGAACAGCAGUUUGGCAGAAAUUCUUAAAACUUGAAUUACAUGGUUAUUUAAGGAGGGUGUGUCAUGGUUGUGUGGUUUUUUUUGUUUUUUUAAAUCUUUUUAUCAUCACUUGAUAUAGUUUCUAUUUAUACCCUCCACCUCUGUCUUUUUCCAUCUUUUAUUUUGUUGCAAAUGUGUCUAAUUCCUGUAAAUUUAAAAUAAAUGAGGAAGUAAUUUUCAUGUCUAAGUGUUAAACUUUGCUUGUUUGGCGACCAUAUAUUUCUUGUUCUUUGCUCUUCCCUCACCUACAACACUAACCUUUUAGUAACCAUGGAUUAGCAAAAUGUGUGAAUUCAAAACUUAUCUGUUAUGUGUCUAGUCUUCCAAAACUGAAAAAGUUGUCUGUCUCAUCCAUUAACCGUAGGCUCCCUGCUUUCAAAAUGCAUUCUGUUACUCACUCAAAAUGUAUACAACACAUGGAAUUCUAAUUUAACAUUAAAGCAUAACACUCCAAGGCUAUAAAUAAAUAAAUACAUUUAUAGUUGAUAACGCUGUGUUGGGGAAUCUGUUGGGCCCCUUUUCCUGUAAAACCAACCACUAAUGCAAAGGUGAAAGGGUUUCUUUACAGCUCUGCUCUACUUCCAGGAUAUCAUGCGCACUAAUGAUCUUCUGAUCAGUCCAUUGUUUCUAAUAGAGAAGCAUUGAGAGGCAUGAUGUAUGCUAGGGAUUGACCAAUAUUUUUUUUUAAAGCCGAUAGCGAUAAUCUGUGAACUUUCAGGCCGAUAGCCGGUAACUUGCC